This is a messenger RNA of Trypanosoma brucei brucei TREU927, 456 nucleotides long. RefSeq lists its product as hypothetical. Lineage: Eukaryota; Euglenozoa; Kinetoplastea; Trypanosomatida; Trypanosomatidae. The coding region runs from base 1 to 456 and encodes 151 amino acids. The record is from RefSeq and is a predicted model, not a curated record. Gene Ontology annotation, cellular component: endoplasmic reticulum. Gene Ontology annotation, molecular function: protein disulfide isomerase activity. Gene Ontology annotation, biological process: protein folding. The transcript has a single exon.
AUGAUAUCACUACAUUUGUCCUCGCACUCACUAAUGCAUGUGCUACUUUCAUUCCUGCUGUUAUGUUCUGGAGUUGUUAUGGGAUAUUAUGCAGAUGUGGAUUAUGAAGUGCCAUCACGUGUUGUGCAGCUCACUGAUGCGACAUUUGACACAAUUGUGAUGGAUCCCACAAAAGAUGUAUUUGUUUUGUAUUGCGUGACGUGGUCCCGUCAUUGCCGCUCUGCUGUAAAAUUAUGGGCGGAUCUUUCCAUAAGUCAAUUUAAACGACCCACCGCUGAUACAUUUGUGGCUGCAUUAAUUGACGCGGAGGCAUUUCCCGAAACGGCGAAGCGUAUGGGCGUAAAAAGUUACCCAACAAUGUUAUUUUAUACCCGUUUAGAAAAGGCAACACCACUGGAGUAUAAUGGACAGGGCCUCCUUCCAUUACUGGACAGUUUUGUCUUUCAAAACUCAUAA